Molecule: messenger RNA, 2878 nt
Organism: Pogoniulus pusillus (Red-fronted tinkerbird)
Lineage: Eukaryota; Metazoa; Chordata; Aves; Piciformes; Lybiidae
Gene: RNF34
Product: ring finger protein 34
Exons: 6
Coding region: 285-1325 (346 amino acids)
Biological process (GO): protein K48-linked ubiquitination; negative regulation of extrinsic apoptotic signaling pathway via death domain receptors; proteasome-mediated ubiquitin-dependent protein catabolic process
Cellular component (GO): cytoplasm; plasma membrane
Molecular function (GO): ubiquitin protein ligase activity
Source: RefSeq, a predicted model, not a curated record
CUGUGGCUAGGGAGGAGGGGGGCGAUCCGGGCGUGACUGGGCCGGGACCCCGGUGGGGCGGGCCAUGCUGCCCCUCCCUCUUCGCCUCAGCCUACACGGCCUGGCCGCUGCCGCUGUUCCGUUACCGAGAGACAUCCGGGCUGGGGGCCGGCUUACCGAGGAGUCUCGGCGCCCUUCACUGACUCAGCAGCCGGGCAGGGCCUGGAGCCUUCGCCUGAGGCGAGCCCCCGUCCCGAUCUCCCCACACCGACCGCGGUCCAUCCUCGCAGGCGGGAGCUACUUCCAUGUGGGCUUCCUGCUGUGGGUUGCUGAAUGAAGUCAUGGGGACUGGAGCUGUCCGUGGCCAGCAGGCUGGUUUUGGGGGAGGCGCUGGCCCCUUCAGAUUUGCACCAAAUACAGACUUCUCAGCCUACCCAUCCUCGGCUGCUGCAGGCACUAACAUAGUCUGCAAAGCCUGUGGGCUUUCCUUCUCAGUAUUCAGGAAAAAGCAUGUGUGUUGUGACUGCAAGAAGGAUUUCUGCUCAGUUUGUUCAGUCUUGCAAGAGAAUAUGAGAAGAUGUUCCACUUGUCAUUUGCUGCAAGAAACAGCCUUUCAACGGCCUCAGUUAAUGAGAUUGAAAGUGAAGGAUCUGCGUCAGUAUCUGAUUCUCAGAAACAUACCAACAGAUACAUGCAGGGAGAAAGAAGACUUGGUGGAUCUGGUGCUCUGCCACCAUGGAUUAGGUUCAGGAGCAGACAUGGACACUAGCAGCUUGCAUUCCUCACGGUCACAGACUUCAGGGUUUUUCACUCAUCCAUUUUCUAUGUCUGUAUCGGUGUCAUCUCAAGGAGACCUUGCGAGCAGGAGGGGAAGCGCAGGGAACGGAACAUCUUUACGGGGACAAACGGAAACGUCCUCUAUAAAUAAUGAUGAAGAUGAAAGUGCAGAAGAGCAGACCCCUGGAUUGUCCAGAAAGCGAGCAAGGGCAUCGUUGUCCGAUAUUUCAAGUCUGGAAGACAUUGAAGGGUUGAGCGUUCGGCAGUUGAAGGAAAUACUCGCCUGUAAUUUUGUCAACUACUCAGGCUGCUGUGAAAAAUGGGAACUUGUGGAAAAAGUCAGCAGGCUGUACAGAGAGAGUGAGGAAAACCACAAGACACAGGGUGAAAAGAUGCAGCUGAACGACAACGACGACAACCUCUGUCGCAUCUGCAUGGACGCCAUCAUCGACUGCGUCCUGCUGGAGUGCGGCCACAUGGUCACCUGCACCAAGUGCGGCAAGCGGAUGAGCGAGUGCCCCAUCUGCCGACAGUAUGUGGUGCGGGCCGUGCACGUCUUCAAGUCUUAAACUGCGGCCAGAGCCACCUUUUUAUCACUGCCCUUCUGGGAUCCUGGGGGCAGGAGUGAUAAAGGGGCAAACAUCAGCUUUCUAGCGCCCAAUAAACAGCAUUUGGAACACCAGGAUCUAGAAGUUCACAGAACAUUUUUCUACAACACAGUGAAUCCCAGGGGUGGGCAGGACACCUGUGUAUACAGUGACUGCUGCCUCACUUGCAGCCCCUCAAACUGUUUACAGCAGUUCUUGCUCUCUUCUGAAGAACAUCACCUCAUGGCCCUGCAGUCAGUACUCAGCAGGUGCUCAGACACUGCUGCGCCGCCACAUUAGCAUCUUACCUUGUCUAGUGCAUUAGAAGCAGCAACUGUAGUGGUUGAAUAUUCAGCUCUUGCCUAACUCUAGAAUGUAACUGUGCCGACACUGUCCCCGUGCCAGUGUUAACAGCAUAAACCAGGACUGCAGGGAGCACUGCCAUUAACCGGACCUGCACAAAGCCCUUAAGCAGUCAUCUGGGUUAGGCUGAUUGCUUCGUCCCCAAUGUCUGUCUUUGUACAGGGACUGUCUUGGUCAUUCUGUGUGACUGUACAGAGCUCUGCUGCCUUGCAGGGCUCUGCUGUGUGCUGUCCAAAUACCAAUUACUGAGUGUUUUUUAGGUUAGGAUUAAAGUAUUUUUUUAAACAGGGGUACAGUAACCAUACUGAUUGUGGUCCUUAAGCCACUCAUGCCUAUUGUAACUCUUGAUUUUACACUUGAUGAUUGUACGCCAUGUGCCGACAACCUGACGUUACUGUGACUAUGAAUCAGGGUCAGAAACUACUUGCUGCUAACAUGUGGAAUGUACGUAUAGCAUUACUAACCUUAACUGGGAAAGGAAACUUGGGAUUUCUCUAAAACCUGCUCACAGACCUUUCCCCCAAGCUGAGUCACUAUUAACCACACUUCCUGCUGGCUGCAGCUGACCUGUGGUGCUGUCAGCCCUUGGCCUUGUCUCUAACUAGGCUUUGUGCCAGCAUCAGGGGUAACGGUCCUCUUGGAGCAAGAAUUUCCAGUUCUAACGGCAUCUGUGACAGAUGACUUGGGGAAGGAGGUAAGAACAGCUCUGUGUUGGGGGCAGGCUGCCUCUGGCCACGUUUGCUUAAGUUCCCAAGAGGUGAGGAAGGACCUAGUCUGUCCUGAAUGGUUUAUCCGUUCUGUAGGGUUGAUCAAUGAAGCUGGUUUCUCCUUUUCAUCUGCCACAUGCUCGAGAAGUAACAGAGCCAGAGCCCUGUUUUGCCUCAGCUGUGGUACCUCUUUCUGUUGUACUCUUGCACCUGUUCUUUCUAGCCAGCUCAAUAAAGGUAAAGUAGCUGCUCCUCGAGGUAAAAUAAGCAGCUUAGAAACACUGCUUGUUAUUUUUCAGAAGGGAUCAAACCUGUCCUGGCUUUACUUUUCAGAAGUAACUUUCUAAUGGUACUUAAAUCCUGGAGCCUCUGUGGGGUAGGUAGGCUAAUGACAUCCCCUCUGUGUUAUUUCCACACAAGAUUAAUAAAGAUUGGUGAUGGGCUUUGUCAGCCUCUGUCUCUUAA